AUGUAUGUGGGCUACCUGUUGGAUAAGGACGUCAACAUGUACCCCAACCCCGUCAGGCACCCGAGCCUGAACCUCAGCCCCCAGAACUAUGUGCCUGUGCCCCCUCAGUACUCGGAUUUUGCCAGCUACCACCACCACAUGCCAGGGAUUAACAGCGAUCCUCACCAUGGGCAACCCGCCGGCGCCUGGGGCUCUCCCUACACUCCCACCAAAGAGGACUGGCACUCCUUCGGCGCAGGAGCCCCUUCCUCCGUCGCUAACCCAGGGCAGCUAGGAUACAGCCCCGCCGAUUUCAACCCCAUGCCGCCACCAGGCUCCGGACUGCUGCCUCCGCCCAUGAGCGCCUCCAUGCCCCAGCUCUCCCCAAACGCGCAAAGGCGCACGCCUUACGAGUGGAUGAGGCGCAACGUGCCCACCAGCAGCAACAGCGGCAAGACCAGAACAAAAGACAAGUACCGGGUUGUGUACACAGAUCACCAGCGUUUGGAACUAGAGAAGGAGUUCCACUACAGCCGCUACAUCACCAUCCGGCGGAAGGCAGAGCUGGCAGCAACUCUAGGACUUACGGAGCGGCAGGUGAAAAUCUGGUUCCAGAACCGGAGGGCAAAAGAGAGGAAGGUGAACAAGAAGAAGAUGCAGCAACAAACACAGCCUGCCAGUACAACCACACCUACCCCACCAGCAGUUGGCACCCCAGGCCCCAUUGGAGGCAUCUGCAGCAGUACCACCAACCUCGUCUCCUCAUCACCAAUGACUAUAAAGGAAGAAUUUAUGCCCUAA
Molecule: messenger RNA, 780 nt
Organism: Pogona vitticeps (central bearded dragon)
Lineage: Eukaryota; Metazoa; Chordata; Lepidosauria; Squamata; Agamidae
Source: RefSeq, a predicted model, not a curated record